This is a messenger RNA of Arvicola amphibius (Eurasian water vole), 1464 nucleotides long. RefSeq names its product LDL receptor related protein 11 (gene Lrp11). The record is from RefSeq and is a predicted model, not a curated record. Bases 1 to 1464 code for a protein of 487 amino acids. The transcript has 7 exons. Lineage: Eukaryota; Metazoa; Chordata; Mammalia; Rodentia; Cricetidae. Gene Ontology annotation, molecular function: protein binding.
AUGGCCGCCCGGGGAGGACCGGGCCCGGGCUCCCGGCACCACGCUCUGCGCGGGCUGCUGCUGCUCUGCCUCUGGCUGCCGAGCGGCCGGUCCGGGGAACCCGCCGCUCCUCCGUCGGGGGUCGAUCGGCUGCUGCAAGACUUUCGCCGGCAGCUGCAGCUGGCACGGCCGCGUGAGGAGCUAGAACCGGAGCUGCUCGCCGGCCCGAGGGAGGAUUGCCCGGGCGCGGGCGGUACGGCGGUCUACCGGGCCGUACCCGAUACCAUCAUCCGCACCCAGGACUCCAUCGCGGCCGGAGCCAGCUUCCUGCGCGCACCGGGGACCGUGCGGGGCUGGCGGCAGUGCGUGGCGGCCUGCUGUUCCGAGCCUCGCUGCACCGUGGCGGUGGUGCAGCUGCCCCGGGGGCCCAGCUCACCCGCGCCCAUGCCCGCGCCCCGAUGCUACCUGUUCAACUGCACGGCGCGGGGCCGCAGCGUUUGCAAGUUCGCGCCGCUUCGGGGAUACCGGACUUACACUCUCAGCCGCGCCGGGGACACCGCCGGGGUCUCGCCCGGGCCGGGUGAGGACAAGCCUCCACUUAGCAAGGCCGGGAAGGAUGUGGUUUUGCAUCUGCCCACAGACGGGGUAAUUCUGGAUGGCCGAGAAAGCACAGAUGACCACGCCAUUGUCCAUUAUGAGUGGACGUUGAAGCAGGGUGACCCAUCAGUGGACAUGAAGAUGUCUGUAUGGCAGGUGCCUCAGCCAGGAAUCCUGGAGCUGUCCCACCUGAAGGAAGGUGCAUACAUCUUCCAGCUGACUGUGACUGACACGGUGGGCCAGAGAAGCUCUGACAAUGUGUCUGUGAGCGUGCUUCCCAGGAUCUACUCCACGGGAGGGUGCUCCAGCGUUUGCUCGCGCUACCAUUUCUUCUGUGACAGUGGCUGCUGCAUUGACAUCACCUUGGCUUGUGAUGGAGUGAGCCAGUGUCCAGAUGGGUCUGAUGAAGACUUCUGCCAAAACUUGGGCCUUGACCGCAAGAUGGUGGUGACACACGCGGCGGCUACUUCUGCCCAGCCAGGAACCACGGGACUGAGUGAGGGUAAAGAAGACCUCCGGUUUGAAAAGUCCCAGAAAGCCACUCCCCACAACCAACCAGCUACUGUGUCCCACACAGAGAAGAGGAUUCACUCCACCCAGAGGGCACCAGAGAGUCAGAUCAUUCCUGCCGUGCCAGACAGUAAUUCCUCAGGAGAGAAUCAAGAAGAAGGAAGCUACAUUUUCAAGUCCAAGAGUGACCAAGCAAGACGGGAACACCCAGCCCCAGAAGCAGGUGCAGUGUUACCCCUGGCAUUGGGUCUGGCCAUCACGGCUUUGCUACUUCUCAUGGUGACUUGCCGACUUCGACUGGUAAAGCAGAAACUUAAGAAAGCCCGUCCCAUUACGUCUGAGGAAUCUGACUACCUCAUCAAUGGGAUGUAUCUGUAA